GAUUUCUCUGAAAUUUAUGGUGGCUGUGAUUGGUACGUAACAUUUUUGUAACUUAAGCCUCCUAACGCCCCUUUUUUCCCGGACAUUAAUAUUUCUGUUUUGAACAACCUACCAAAUUUGAAAAGAAGUCAGUACUAAACAGUCUACAGCAUUGUUAAUAAUGCUAGAUAAAUCAAAAUGCAUAUUUUUCAUAGAUACUUAGUAAUUUUUAUUAAUGUGUACACAGCGAGUGUUAUAGCAGAUGUUAAUAUAAAAGAACGGCCCAGGCUAUACACCAUUAAUGGAAAUUUACAUAUCGACGUGCCAGAAAGCAAGAAUAUAAAAUUUGGAUCUUCCAGCUUCCUAGUAAAUGAAAUUGAUGUCCUGCCAAUUAUACAAAAAGCGGACAAUGCCACAAAAUUUAUCGAUAUGUAUGGAUCCUUGGUGUCUGGAUAUCAAACGCAACUAGACGAUGUAAAUAGCAAAAUAAGUCUUUUAAUGAGUGGGUCCAGUGGAGGCAUCAAUAACCGCUCAAAAAGUCUGGAUUUAGCAUCUCUAGAUCUAAAGAUAACGAGAAUUCGAAGAGCUUUAACAGCGUUGAGGCGAAGCUUCAACAAUCUUCAAACGAGCCUAUACAAAGACGAAUGUUCUAGUAACCCUUGCAAGCACGGAGGAACCUGUUUGGAUUUGUAUAAAAAUUUCUUUUGUCAGUGUCCAGAUGGAUGGGAGGGUACCACUUGCGAACAAGACACAAACGAAUGUUUUAGAUUUGUUGGAACUGAUCUAGGUUGCCAGAAUGGUGGAACAUGCGAAAAUUUACCUGGUUCAUAUCGGUGCUUGUGUCAAAACGGAUGGAUAGGAAUACAUUGUAACCGAAAACCAACAGAUUGUAAUUCGGGAGGUAGUGAAAUAUGUGGUCAUGGUACGUGUAUACCACAAAAUAACGACGUAGGGUACAAAUGUCUUUGUGACGCGGGGUGGACAACUGAUGGGGUUCAUAAAGCUUGCAAUAUGGACGUAGAUGAAUGCAAAAGUAACCAUCCUCCAUGUUCGACAAACCCGUUGGUUCUUUGCACUAAUGUUCCUGGUUCUUUUAUGUGCCAACAUUGUCCACCAGGAUAUACUGGAAAUGGUUAUUAUUGCGCAGAUAUCAAUGAAUGCGAGAUAUUAAAUGGAGGGUGUAGCAUAUCUCCUUACGUAGAAUGUAUAAAUACACCUGGUUCUAGUAAAUGUUCCAUAUGCCCACCUGGUUACUUAGGUGAUGGAAGAAUUUGUACCUACAAAGGUCUCUGUAAUGUAAAUAACGGAGGCUGUCAUGUCCUAGCUCGGUGUAUAGAUAACGCUGGAACUAUGGGUACCCCCGUCCAGUGCCUUUGUCCUCCAGGAUACCUUGGUUCCGGAAUAGGUGUUCGAGGUUGCACCAAGAAUGGAAAUCCUUGCUCCCCAAAUCCAUGCGCUCAUGGAAACUGCGCACCAAAUAAUUCCUCAAUAGGAUUUCAAUGCGUUUGUGAAAAUAAAUAUUUCGGGACUUACUGUGAUCAGUACGAUAAUCCUUGUGCGUCCAGUCCUUGCCUGCAUGGAGGUUCUUGCCAGAAUCAAGGCAGUAGUUAUGUUUGCAAAUGUAUAGCCGGGUUUAGUGGAAACCAGUGCCAGAAAGAACAACCAGUCUGUGGAGGAAAUGUCAAUGCUCGUAACGGUACGAUUAAGUUUCCUCCCGAAAAUUACGUUUCUUUAGGAGCGAUAAGCUGUGCUUGGACAAUCAGAACACUGGAUACUUUAACUUUAAAGAUCAAUUUUGUUAAGUUUAACCUACACGAUUCCUGCGAUGUUGACUGGGUUCAGAUUCACGAUGGAAGGAAUACUCUGGCACCAGCUUUCGGUAGAUUCUGUGGAAAAAAUCUGCCAUUAAAUGGUACUAUAACAACAACACAAAAUACCGUAUACAUGUGGUUGAGAUCUUCGAACAAAGGCAACACUCCACAGUUUGAAUUAACAUGGAACUCUUUGUUACCAGUCUGUGUAGAUAUGAUUACUGUGGGAAGUGGAAUGAUUACAUCGCCUGGAUAUCCAGCACCUUAUCCCAAUAAUCGAUUAUGCGUAUGGUCUUUUUCUAUCCCCGUUGACAAAAGAUUACUUUUCCACGUGUAUUCUUUAGAUAUAGGCUCAGACAGUGAUUGUUCUGGAGAUUAUCUUGAAUUUCAAUCGUUCCCGGUGCUUGGAAGGCGAUACAACACAUUUAAAAAACUUUGCAAUUCAACUAUACCCGAACCUUUCCAUUCAGUUUCAGCAACAGGGCAUAUUAUUUUCAAAUCUAACGCAAAGAACCAGCAUUCUGGCUUUCAGAUUGGAUAUUCCCUAGUAGAUGGCAUUCCUGGAUGUGGUGGAGUAUACACAAGCAGAGAUGGAUACAUAAAAUCCAUAGAAAUGAGUGAUUCAAUGCCGAGUGUGCUGACGUGCACCUAUCAAAUAAAAUUUCCUCUGAAUGUUGUGAUAACCGUGGAUAUUCUGGAAAUGAACAUUGAGAAAAUUCCUACAGGUCGAAAUAGUCUUGCGUUUUACCAAGGCACAUCUAAGGAAGAUCUCCUCAUAGGAAAAUAUUUCGGUACAACACUUCCUGGUCCAAUUACAUCCGUAGGGAAUAGUCUUUUGAUUGUUUCACAAUCUGUCAAUAAAUUUCAGCACAAUUGGAAGCUUAAAUAUAAAGCUGAAUGUUUGUUAAAGUUUACAGACCCCAAGAAAGAUAUUCAAUCAAGCAAUUAUUACACUGGCUGGGACGAGUGUACCUACGUGAUAGAACAACCACAAAAUAACAUCAUUAUAUUAAAUUUAGAAUUGUAUAAGAGUCUCAUUUCGCUGCCAGAUUCCUGCAUUCCAAACUAUGUAGAAGUUCGUGAUGGGGAUAAUAGCAAUUCAACGCUUCUUGGAAGGUUUUGCAAGGAAAGCAAGAUUAAAUUGGAAUCUACAACGAAUUAUUUAUGGAUUAAAAUCAAGUCGAAGAUCGCAUAUUUUUCUGCAAAUUAUACCACAAUAAAUACAGGAUGUGGUGGUUUGUUAAAAGAAGAUAGACAGAGUAUCUCCUACCCUCCUAGAGAUACCGAGAAAUAUCUCGCCAACAGUAACUGUAGAUGGGUGAUUGUAGCACCUCCAGGAAAAAUAAUUCAACUAACUUGGCUGACAUUUAGUGUGGAACAAAGCUUCAAUUGCACGUACGACUACGUGAAAAUAUUCGACAACAACACUGACGACGGUAUGGGGGGGUUGAUAGGAAAAUACUGCGGAUCCAAACUACCACCAACUUUACUAUCCACCUCCAACAUCAUGACAGUCGAUUUUGUAGCUGAUACAAGCAUCAACGCUGAAGGAUUUUUAUUAUCUUAUGCAUUCUUAAAGGAAGACAAUAUUUGCGAAGGUAAUUAUUACACUCCUUCUGGUUAUAUUAGAAGUCCUGGUUACCCUAAAGGAUAUCCUGUAAAUAAGGAGUGUGUCUGGACUAUAACCGCCCCUCCAGGAAGUCAAAUUAUGCUGAACGUUUCUAGUUUUCACUUAGAGUUUUAUCCCAAAUGUAAAUACGAUUAUUUAGAGAUCAGAAAUGGAGGAUCUUCCGCUUCGCCGCUUAUAGGAACCUACUGUGGUACAGAAAUUCCAAAAGUGAUCUAUUCCCACACCAACAAGCUUUACCUCAAAUUUAAAUCUGACAUGAGUAAGUCCGAGCCUGGCUUUUUAAUCCGGUGGUCUUCCGCUGCGACAGGAUGCGGAGGAAUGCUGACUGGUCCCUCUGGAUCGAUAAUAUCGCCGCAUUAUCCAGAACCGUACGCGAAAAAUUCCGAAUGCCUUUGGAAAAUCCUCAUCAGUUUGGGAUCAAAGAUCCAAAUAUAUUUCGCCGAUUUCAAUUUGGAGGAGCACUCGAAAUGUUCGAUAGAUUACGUUGAAUUGCUUGACGGUGGUGAUAUAAAUUCGAAAUCUUUGGGACGGUUUUGCACGCCUCAAAUUAAGCCUGUUGUAUCAUCUGGAAACAGGAUGCUUGUAAAAUUUCGAUCUGACAUAAGCUACGAAGGGAGAGGGUUCCAUCUUCAGUACUCCACGGUUUGCACCAACACCGUAACAGGUUUCAGUGGAGUUAUAGAAAGUCCUAACUUCCCCAACGAGUACCCGACCAAUCAGAAUUGCGAAUGGAACAUCAUUGUACCGUCGAAUAACAAAAUUAACAUCACGUUUUCGCAUUUUUCUGUAGAACAACGCAGCACUGCUUGCGAGUUUGAUUAUGUCGAGGUACAAUACAAAGUUUCUGAGUACAAUGGCGGUGACAACACUUUCCAGACUUAUGGAAAGUAUUGCGGGGGAGCGAACCCUGGACUGAUUCCUCUAAAUUCGGAUCAUGCCAAAAUACGUUUCGUCACUGACGACCUGUUGGUAUCCAACGGAUUCAGACUGGAAUGGCAGAUAAAUGGAUGCGGAGGAAUUUUGACAGAAGAUCGAGGUGUUUUAAAGACUCCCAAUUAUCCUAAACCUUACCCUCCCAGCAUUACUUGUAACUGGAUUAUAUCUGUGCCAGCAGGAAAUAGUAUUACACUAGCCAUUUAUACUCUAGACGUAGAAAGAGAUGAUUCUUGUUCAUUCGAUUAUUUAAAGGUAUUCGAUGGUAGAGAUGAAACAGGCAACCUUAUAACAACGCUGUGUCGUAUUAAAGAUAGUAGUACUAUAAGAGUAGACGGGAACAGCAACGAAAUGUUAGUGUCAUUUGUGGCAGAUUAUAAUUAUCAAGGGAAAGGGUUAUAUGCUGCAUACCACACAAAUCAAGCAGAAUGUGGUGGAACAUUACGUCUGGCCUCUGGCUAUAUCUAUUCACCGAAUUACCCCAACAAUUAUAACGAAUCGAAUUCCUGUGAGUGGCUGCUCUCUGCAGAUGAACACCACCGACUUGGUCUUACCUUUGAGGACCUCGAUUUGCCAGAUGAUUGCAAUAAAACAUAUAUAAAGGUUUUCGAUGGACCCAAUCAAGCUUACCCAUUACUAGAAACUAUAUGUGGCUCCUCAAACAUUACAGGAAAAAUUAUAUCAUCUACGUACGACCUGUUGUUUGUGGAGUUCCACAACAAUAACAAGCUUACCAGCAAGGGUUUCAAGGCACAUUAUUACACAGCAUGUGGGGCCACCAUCAAAACUAGUUCCAGUGGUGUUUUGGACCUGGUCUCAGAAUAUGAUUUUCACAAUACCAAUCCAGAAGAGGAUCUAGCUUGCUCGUUUACCAUCCAGUCUACAGUGCUAAGUGGCCAUGUGUCUCUGACAAUAAGCAGGCUUUCAUAUGCCGGAGGUAUUAACUGGUGCAACCCGGACGAAGGGGCGUUUAUUGUUUAUAAUGGCCUGUCCAGCGAUUCUCCAAGACAAGGGAUAUACUGCAUAGACAAACUCCCUCCAACUAUAGUCAGUGAUGGAUCAGCGUUGCAUAUAGUUUUCAAACAAAAAGUCGAUAUCUACGCCACUUAUAGCAUUAUAGAUAGCGAAUGCGGUGGAAAAAUCAGUGCCCUAAAUGGCUUCGUAGCUUCUCCUGGCUGGCCCAACAACUACGCCAGUAAUGCUUCCUGUGACUGGACUAUCUCAAUAGGCCCAGGAAACGUAAUUUCUCUAAAUUUCUUAAACUUCGAUAUACCCGAGAGUGAAUACUGUAACUCAGAUUAUUUGGAGAUCAGAGAGGAAAGUGAAACUGGAAAGUUAAUUGGAGUGUAUUGUGGAAAUACUGUUCCAGCCAACAUCACCUCAACUUCUGGAACAAUGUCUCUCGUUUUUAAAUCUACUACACUAGGAGAUGGUAUCUCCAGUAUUAAAAAAGGGUUCUAUUUCGAAUAUUCGUUCUCAUACAAUAAUGAACUAUCAGGACCAUCUGGUAAAAUAGGUAAUCCACUGUAUCCAUCUUCAUUUAACUCGUACGAGAAAUUUACUUGGUUGAUCAAUACGAAGCCAACGACCAGAAUAGAAAUAAAUUUUGAGGAAUUCUCCUUCGAUUAUGACGAACAGUGUUCAGGAGGGCUUAAGUUUUACGAUGGCAUCAACGAAGAAGCGAUUCUGAUCAAAAAUCUGUGCGGUUACGACUUGCCUCCAACUUUGUUGUCCACCUCAAAUGUUAUUCUCGUCGUAGCAUCCCAUCUGUCUUCUCGUGUAGCCAGUAAAUUCCUCCUCAGAUGGAAGGAGUUGCCUACAAGUUUAAAACUGAAAACUUUAAAUGCUACAGAUUGUCAAUAUAUUCAUCGCAUGGAGAAUGAGACUAAUGUAACUAUUUCUUCUCCGGGAUAUCCAAACAAACUUCCGACAAACCUAAACUGCGAAUGGGUGUUUGAAACUGAUCAAACAUCACACUUUAAAGUGGUGUUUUUGGAUAUCAAUCUGAUCACGUUCACUAGAAGGACUUGCAUGUAUUCCAGCACGAUAAAGUUGCUUGAAAAAUCUCCGCUAACUGGGAAUUUUGAAUUACUGAAAGAAAUAUGUGACAAUACCCAAACAGAGCACACGUUUUACCCCACGAGUGUUAUGAAAAUCACUUUUAAAACGCUUACGUACACUGUAGGGAAAGGGUUUCAGGCUCAAAUAUUUAAAGUGUGUGGAGGAUAUAUUACCCAACCAUCAGGAUACAUUAUUUUCGACAAAGAUCAUAUUCAAGAUACCGAAUGCCAAUGGAACAUAACUGUGCGAUCUGGGCGCACCAUAAAGCUAACCUUCUUAAGUUUUGAUUUAAAUAACAUCGAUUUCAAAUGCAUCAAUAACUUAAUUAUUCGGAACGGCAAAUUUGCUGAUAGUCCCUUUCUUGACAAAGGAAAAUUCUGUAACUCCACUGUACCAUACACGUUGAAUUCAAGCAGUAACCACCUGUACCUUAAAUACUGGGGUUCACCGGAUAUUAAGGGUUUUAAAAUAAAAUAUGAAGAAGUAUCGUUCAAAUGUGGUGGAGAAAUAAGUUUAUCCUCCAUGGACAACUUUACAGAAAUAACAUCUCCUAGAUAUCCGAAUAUUCCGUACCCUCACAGUGAAUGCGUCUGGGUGAUCACUGGAGUACCUGGUGAAACUUUAAGGAUAGAUUUUGAGGAUAGGUUCGAUUUAACUCAAUCAGACGGAUGUAAUACUGAAUACGUUGAACUAAGAGACGGUGGAACAGAAUGGUCAAAAUUGCUUAACAGAUACUGUAUCACUACCCCUGACACAAUUUUCACCACUGGAAACGUAUUAUACAUUAAAUUUUUCACUGAUACUGACGAACCAAGGAAUGGCUUCAAAUUAAAAGUCUCUUUAGGCCGCUGCGGAGGAAUUCUUGAAGGAUAUUCAACUUUAGACUCCAAGACAAUACCCGGUACAGUGGAACUGAACAAAAACUGCACUUGGCACGUACGGAGCUAUGGAGAUUCUUAUUUCGAAGUCAGGUUCAGAAACAUGCAUUUAAACGGAACUUUGCGGUUUUAUGAGAAAACCAUUGGAUCACAAAUUUCAGAUUUAGGAACGUUCAGUGGAUAUAAAACACCAAAUGAUUCAAUUAAAUCAACUACGAACGAGAUUAUACUUGAUUACACCCCCAGACACAGCGACGAUGAAUUUUACAUUUCUUUUUUCGUUAGGAGAGACAGAUGUUUUAAACGUUUGAACGACGAAUCCGGAACAAUAAUAUCUCCAGAAUACCCUUCUUCGAAACCAGCAACUUUCCUCUGCAUUUGGAGAAUUAAAGUACCUCAAGGGAGGAGAAUCACCUUCAAUGUAAAGGAUGUAGACAUCGAUCGUUCAAUGGUCAUACUUUCAAACGGCUGGGCAAGUAGUAUGCCCAUUACAGAAAACAUUCAACCGGACGCUACAUACGAAAGCAGUGAUAAUACAGCUUCGGUUCUUUACUGGAAAAAAGUUCUCACCCCUCAGAGAGGGAUAAAGUUAACUUAUACUUCCGACAAACCAACAAUAUGCCAAGGUAGUUACAACCAAACAGAAGGUACAAUAAUAUCUCCCAACGCAUCAAGUUUCUUAUGCGAGUGGUCUAGAGAUAUUAAAGAACCCAACACGACUGUGGCUGUACAAGUUCAUUUAGAAACAAAUCAGACCAAGCACAGUGAAAACAUUAAUCAGGGAGGAGUAAUAGUUUAUAUUAACAGACGUACUGUACAUCUUGACCGAGAUACUGUUGCAUACGUGAUCAGGUUUCCAUCAAGCGAUUCAAGUAUAGAGGCUCGUAGAUACCUAAAUACCUUCAACAAGUUUAUUAUUAAAUACAAGACUUACCCUUGUGGAGGUUUGAUCAGUGAAGACGAAGGGACAAUUUCUAGUCCUAACUUCCCGAACAGUCCAAACACAAGUUUGGAAUGUGCUUGGAAUUUAGAAAUCAAUUAUGACUACAGAGUGAAAAUAACUGUGAACUCUCUAGAUCUAGGCGAUGAUUGUGACAGUAGUUUUCUUACUAUCUACAAUGGUAAUCGGUUGGAGAGUCCAAGAAUCGGCAAGUUUUGCAGAAAUAACAAACCAUCGGUGCUGAUUACCGAAACAAACGAGGUAUUUAUUGAAUACAGGUACACCCAAGGGCAAGCUAGCAAUUCAAAGGGAUUCAGUUUGUUUUACGAGCCCUAUAUUACGUCUUGUGGAGGUAUAUUUCAUAAACGGGAUACUAUUAUUCGGACACCAAACUACAAAGAUGAUUAUCCCAACAAUAUGGAAUGUAUAUGGGAAAUUAAUGCACCAGAUGGUAACAUCAUAGCGCUAGAAUUUAUUUCUAGAUUCUACGUAGAGGAAAGCAAGAAUUGUACCAAAGAUUACGUUGAAGUUUUCGAUUGGGACGGUGAAAACUGGGUAUCUAAACAGAAGUUAUGUGGUAGGAAAAUACCAGAAGAAAUCAAGGCCUCAGGUAAUCGAAUGCAAGUUAUUUUUAGAAGCGAUGCAAAUGUUACUGCAAUUGGAUUUGAGGCAAUGAUAAAGUGGCAUUGUGGAGGAGAUCUGAUAGCCACUGAAACGAAAAAGUAUCUUACAAGUCCAGAUUAUCCAAAUCUAUAUGAAAGAAACCUCACUUGCAUUUAUACGAUCAAACCCAAAGUCAAGAACAAAGUAAUCAAUAUCCAGUUCUUAGAUUUCGAUCUUCGAGAAGGGACUCCUAUAUGCAGCUAUGACAAUUUAACUAUAUAUACUGUAAAAAAGCCGAAUAUUCGUCAAACUCUUUGUGGAAAAACGCUUCCUAAGAGUCAACGACUGGACAGAGAUGCUGUGAUCACUUUUAAAACAGAACAUUAUGCCUGGAACAACGGAAAAGGUUUUAAAUUAUCUUACGUAUUGGAAAGUUGCGGAGGAAAUAUAACAGAGCCGAUAGCUAUAAAACUACCUACUCAAAACACAGAGGAAUCAAAUUAUUUUCUUUCCUACCAACCCAGACAAAUAUGUUCUUGGUAUAUUACUGCCCCGCCAGAUCAACUUCCAGUUUUUGAGAUACACGAGUUAACACUUCAAGGAGCUUAUUGUUAUAUGUAUUAUCUGAUCAUAUACGAUGGGCUCCAGAAAGUACCAUCAAAACGUCUUCGACAAUUAUGCCAGUCAGCUGAAGAAUCUAUCACUCUCGGCAUGUCCAAAACUAUGCUGGUCAAUUUAGACGUCUCCGCUGAGAUCUUUAAAGGAUUAAAAGCAGAAAUUUACUUUAUUUAUGGUCCAUCAGUAGGAUGUGGUGGUGUGGUAUACCUAAAUGAUACUCAAACAUCAUCCACUAUAACGCCUCCCAACAAUUUGCCAGAUCUUGAUUGUCACUGGAAAAUUAUCGCUCCAAUAGACUACAAGAUUAAAAUCGAAUUCUCAAAUAUAAACAUUAACUCGUACUGUAAUUCUACAAGAAGAAAUUACACCUACUUUUGUACGUGCUCUUUUAUAGAGGUGAAGGAUGGAGGUGGACCACAAGCUGAUCUACUCUCAAAGUUGUGUUCGAGUGACAAUGGUGGUACAAGGACAUUCACAACAUCUUGGAAUACCGGAUAUGUAAGACUAUUCUCUGCUAGUCCUCAAAAAAAUGCCUUCUCACUGACUGUAACCAGCUUUGUUUCACAAUGCGGACCUUCGAUUCUGGUACCUAAAUCUACACCUCAAGUUUUAACAUCUCCAGGUUAUCCCGUCUCUUAUCCUGGCAAUAUAGCCUGUAUAUGGAUAAUUAAAAACACUCUUAUGGGAAAAAUACUGUUGCACUUUGAAGAGUUUGAUUUAGCUGAAGGAGACGGCCAAGAUUCAAACUGUUAUGGGGAUAGAUUCGAGAUUUCAGACGAUCCUAAUAAAAGCAUCAUUAUGGAAGGAUAUGGCCUUAAUUCUAGGAUUCCCCAAUCUAGAGUUACAAGUAUAUAUAGGAAACUAUAUAAUACACACGUUUUUUGUGGCAAAAAUGAAAAACCAUUUGAUUAUUACUCAGCUGGCAAUAAUCUUACUCUCUCAUUUAGAAGUGAUGAAAUUAGCAAAAAGGGGAAAGGUUUUAAAUUAACAUACAGUAAUGAGGGUUGUAAUAGGACCAUUGAAGCAAAUGAAGGAAGAAUUAAAAAUCAAUAUGUAUAUGAAAACUGUUAUAUUACUAUAACUUCAGAUGCAAAUACAACCUUAUCAUUAUAUUUCAUGGUAAUAUACAUAAGCCCUAGUGCAAACUGUAGCCAAUCAAAUAUUGAGGUUAGAGAAAAUAAUGAAAGAGGUUCUCUACUGUUAAGGCACUGUGGCUUUAGCUUACCUAAUCCUGUCUUUUCAAACUCUAAUAAGCUUUAUAUUGCUGUUAAAGGUGCACACAAACAAUUAAAUCAAAGACUGGCAAGACCUCUGCUCUAUAACUAUGACUUCAUUUAUCUAGCAUCACAGGAUGGUAUAGGCUGUGGAGGAAAAAUGUAUAACUAUAUGGGUAAAUUUUCAAGCCCUAUGUACCCAAAUUUAUAUAGGAAAGAAUCUCUAUGCACCUGGAAUGUAAAAGUUCCAAUUGGACAUAAAGUAGCUCUGAAAUUUUCAGUAUUUGAUAUUACUGAUACGUGUGCUAAAAGCAAGGUAGUAGUAGCAACUUAUAAAAACAACCAAGUAACAGAACAUACUUUCUGCCAAAAUGAUACGCCAGCAGUACUAUUUUCUGAUCAUACCAUCAAUGUAACGUAUUAUUCAUCUGUAAAUAAUGGAGGUACUGGAUGGAUGGCAUAUUUCCAAGCGGUUAAAAAAGAAACUAGCUCGUUACUAUGGUACAAUUUCUAGCACCUAAAAAUUAAAUAAUAAAUUUGUACGAAUUUUA
Messenger RNA from Sitophilus oryzae (rice weevil), 11218 nucleotides. RefSeq names its product cubilin-like. The record is from RefSeq and is a predicted model, not a curated record. The transcript has 54 exons. Gene Ontology annotation, molecular function: calcium ion binding. Lineage: Eukaryota; Metazoa; Arthropoda; Insecta; Coleoptera; Curculionidae. The coding region runs from base 178 to 11181 and encodes 3667 amino acids.